GGCUUUCUCAUCACUGACUGUGUCUCAUCUUGAGCAUGGGGACUGACCCGCCCGACCUGAAUUAGUAUUUAAUACAAACGAAAGCAACAGAACGAGAGAGAGAAAAAAAAACUCUGUGACUGCAGUCGGCCAGAAAUUGGCGGUGUGCUUUCAAAGGGUGUAGUGCUUGAGCGCGCUUGUGCGGGUGGCCUCCUCAUGAGCUGGUUCAAUUCCCUGCGGAGGGAUCGCAAGAAGCGCCGGCCGCCCCUGCAGGGAAGCAUUCGAGAGGACAGCACCGCCGAGCCCGCACCCGACGACCGCCCCGGGCACCACCAUGUGCCGCGCUGGUUGCGCACCCUGCAAUUCUCCCGCACCCAUCACUCCACCCUGGAUGUCUCGCAACUCAAAGAUGAGCUCGGCGAGGUGGUCUCCGAGAUGGAGCAGAUGGAAUCGGCGGACGAGAGCAAAAAUAACACGUACAACAAGCAAAUGUCCAUGGGCAGAAAGAAGUUCAACAUGGACCCAAAGAAGGGACUCGAGUUCCUAAUUCAACACGGCCUGGUUCAGGGAACUGCAGAGAGCGUCGCCCAAUUCCUGUACAAAGGCGAAGGCCUCAACAAGACUGCCAUUGGAGAUUACCUGGGAGAGCGCAGUGAAUUCAACGAAGCCGUUCUCCGUGCAUUUGUGGCUCUGCACGAUUUUUCUGAUCUUAUCCUUGUGCAGGCGCUAAGGCAAUUUUUGUGGAGUUUCCGUCUUCCUGGAGAAGCUCAAAAGAUUGACCGCAUGAUGGAGUGUUUUGCGCAGCAUUAUUGUAAACAUAAUCCUGACAUUUUUACGAAUACAGAUACAUGUUAUGUUCUUUCGUUUGCUAUCAUCAUGCUCAAUACAAGUCUUCACAACCCCAGUGUCAAAGAAAAACCCUCAGUAGAGCAGUUUAUUAAUAUGAAUAGGGGAAUCAACAAUGGUGGCGAUCUACCUCGUGAACUUUUAGAGAGUCUUUAUGAGAGUAUCAAAACUGAACCAUUCAAAAUUCCUGAGGACGACGGUAACGACUUGAUGCACACCUUCUUCAACCCUGACAAAGAGGGCUGGCUCUGGAAGCAGGGUGGCCGCAUCAAGAGCUGGAAGAGGCGUUGGUUCAUCCUCAAUGACAACUGCCUCUACUACUUUGAAUACACGACAGACAAGGAACCAAGGGGAAUCAUUCCCUUGGAGAACAUUCAAGUUCGAGAGGCGCAGGACCGUCAGAAGCCGCACUGUUUUGAGCUGCACGCCUCGGGCACUGAAUUUAUCAAGGCCUGCAAAACAGAUUCAGAGGGAAAAGUCGUUGAAGGCAAGCACACUGUUUACCGUAUGUCUGCCGCAACUGAAGAGGAAAAAGACGAUUGGAUCAAAUGCGUUAGGCAAAGCAUCAGCCAUAAUCCGUUCUACGACAUGCUAGCCCAAAGGAAAAAGAAAGCUCAGAAAACCAACUCGCAUCACGGAAAGAGUUAAAAGAGUGGACCGCUAGCAACUCCGUCCCGGCUGGCUGCAGAGAUGGUGCUUACACGCGUGUUUUAUCAUUUUUGUGAUAGAAGACUGACAAGGACUGUCAAACAAAUUUGCAAGCAUGUUGGUCUGCAUCUUUGAUAGAUGCGUCAUUUAUAUUAUUUAUAAAAUAUCUGGUCAUGCAUAGAUGUAUUAUUUUUUUGUUAUUAAUUGAUACACUGAUCUAACUUUAGUGCCCCAGGUACAGUUUUACUGACUGACUGUUCGAUUUUAAUUUUGUAUUCUUUACGCGCCCUCCCCUGGGCUCGAGGCAGAAUAAUUUUUCUCAUCUGUAAUCUGAUGAUUGGGCCUUGCCUCAAGCUGCACAAAAUUUAAUAAGUAAGAAGUGUAAAUAUAGAUUAUACAAACAAUAAAACAUGAAGAAAAUUGUAAU
Neocloeon triangulifer is the source of this 1900-nucleotide messenger RNA. It is a transcript of the gene step, whose product is annotated as cytohesin-1. The transcript has 8 exons. Lineage: Eukaryota; Metazoa; Arthropoda; Insecta; Ephemeroptera; Baetidae. The record is from RefSeq and is a predicted model, not a curated record. Gene Ontology annotation, biological process: regulation of ARF protein signal transduction. Gene Ontology annotation, molecular function: guanyl-nucleotide exchange factor activity. Bases 196 to 1473 code for a protein of 425 amino acids.